UUAGGGAUGCUGACCGCACUCAAUCAAAGUCCGUUUAAUUUAAUCACACAAAUAAAAAUAGAGUGUGGUUUUCACUUUCAGUUUCACACUCCGUUUUGCAUUUGCUUCUUCUCCGAUUCACCCAAGGUUUUGGUAUUUUUUCCCAAUUCAUCAACAUGUCAAAUAUUACAUUAUUUGAAGAAGGGUGGGAUUUAAUGCAGAAGGGAAUCAACAAACUGAAGAACAUUCUAGAAGGUUCUCCUGAUCCUUUCACUACCGAAGAAUACACCUUGCUCUACACGAACAUCUACAAUAUGUGCACUCAAACUCCUCCUCAUGAUUAUUCCACAGCACUGUAUGAGAAGUAUAAGGAAACAUUUGAUGAGUACAUCAAAUCAACUGUUCUGCCAUCUUUGCAAGGAAAGCAAGAUGAACUCUUGUUAAGGGAGUUGCUCAAAAGAUGGACAAAUCACAAAAUUAUGACUUGUUGGCUCUCAAAGUUUUUUCGAUAUCUUGAUAGAUACUAUACACCAAAACAGAGACUUCCUUCUCUUGAAGAAACUGGCUUCUUAUCCUUCUAUUACUUGGUAUAUGAUGGGAUACAUAGACAAGUAAUGGAUGCAAUAUUAGCUAUGAUUGAUCGGAAAUGUGCAGGAGAGCCUAUUGAUGAAACAUUGGUUAAUGGUGCAUUGAGUUUCUACUCAGAGAUUGGAGAAAGCACAAGAAGAAACGAUCCAAAACACUUUGCAGAAACAAUGAUGAAAGAAAAUGUAGCAAACUGUAAUCUGUCAAGGCUUCAAAUUUCUUAGAAACUCUUACUAUCUUUAAAUUGAAAGUAUAAACAUUAUUGCUAGUUCAUCAAAUCAGAAGUUGAGGGGUGUUAGUAUAAAAAUGAUGGUUAAGUGAUAGAAGAUUAGGUAGUAGUUAAUUAGUGAGAUAUAAUAAUAUUUAUAUUAUUAGUUGGACAUUUAUGUUAUUGGGUUGUUUAAUUGGGCUUUAUGCCUUUAAGUCCAUUAGAAGUCUUAUAUAUGUAGUGUUCUUUCACAUUUUAACCUAAUCAAUGAAAUGAAUGAAUUUAUCUUA
Trifolium pratense (red clover) is the source of this 1062-nucleotide messenger RNA. Its product is annotated as cullin-1-like. Gene Ontology annotation, biological process: protein ubiquitination; ubiquitin-dependent protein catabolic process. The transcript has 6 exons. Gene Ontology annotation, cellular component: cullin-RING ubiquitin ligase complex. Gene Ontology annotation, molecular function: ubiquitin protein ligase binding. Bases 156 to 788 code for a protein of 210 amino acids. The record is from RefSeq and is a predicted model, not a curated record. Lineage: Eukaryota; Viridiplantae; Streptophyta; Magnoliopsida; Fabales; Fabaceae.